UAUUAGAUGCGUAUAAAUUAUUAUAGAAUGUAUAUACUUUAAUUAAUAAUAAAAAUUGUAUAGACUUCAGAUUUAUUGUAUGACAUAGACAUCAUACGCAUGCGCAGUAACGGUUACGAUAGUUGCGAAAUGUUUCCACCGUCUAUGCAUCGAUCGCCGCUACGAGUGAAUGUAUUCGGUGUAAGAAACUAGAUAAUGCACGUCGUUAGAUGUUGAUAUCGAAGUUCAGAAUAUUUUUGACAAUAGGGUUGCUCUACUUUCAGUGAUUUGUAAUAUUUCACGUAUUUUCACGAGCUUUAAAUAGUUCGUAGAUUGUAUACUAUUCGUAAACUGUAAAUUAUUAUAAUUUAUAAUUUAAAACAUCUUAACAAAAUAACCUCAUAAUAAUGUUACAGCAUCAUACGUCAUAUUUAUUCAAACUAUACUAUAUCGUUAACAAUAAAUACUUUAUAAUGUGCUCCAGUAAAUGACACAAUUAUUCACAAAUACAACUUAAUGCCACAACAGAUUAAAAAGUUUCUUCAAACUGCACAGAAGCAUCGCUGUCAUGCGUAGUUUCUUGUUUCGCGUAUCGGAUACCAGAAAAUAGAAACGUCAAAUGUCAGUCUCACUUGUUUACCGCGGUGGAUAGUUGUGCACUUGACGUUUAUUUUCUACAAUGAUGAAAGAGGAACAGGACGAUGAAUAUAUUGAUAGCAGCGAUAAUGAAUCGUUGGAGCGUAUAAACCAAGAAAUGAGCACAGAAAGAUUUAUAGCAGCUGUGAAAAGUCAACCAGCGCUGUGGGACGCCAGAGCUGCAGGUUACAACAGCCGCUUCCAAAAGAUAAAGUCUUGGGAAAGAGUGUGUUAUAAAGUAAUUCCUAAUUUUACACGAUUAAAUACGAGUGAAAAGAAUGAAACAGUUACAAAACUUCAAAGACGGUGGAAAAGUCUAAGGGUAUGCUACAUCAGAGAAUUAAGACAAAAAAUGGACGAGAAAAACAGUAAUGGCGUAUUUCCGACACGUAAAGAAUAUCGCUAUUACUCCCAGUUAUCGUUUUUAAGAAACUCAUGCCAGCCGAAGGAAAGCGCGUUACUUACAGUAAAACCUACUCAUAUGUUGCAAAAGAAACCACCAGAAACAAACGUACCGAAACACGAAGACACCAGAAGUCAGAAGUCAAUGGAUGAUGCGAAAGAAUGUACAAAUGACCAUGAUCUCAAUUUUUUACACUCGUUGUUACCGCAUUUUAGAAAAGUUCCUGAGGAGCGCAAGUUGGACCUUCAGUCAGAGAUAUUAGUGACGCUGAAGAAGUAUGUCAGUUGGCAGAAGAACACAACGAAUGCCAAUGAGAACUGCGAGCCGUAUGGACAUUUCCUAGAUAUAGCCUGUGGUUCUGGCGAGACGGAUUCAGAAGGAAAUGUUACUUUAGAACUGACUUAGUAUUAGAUUUAUAGUGUUGACGUAUUUUUAUUAAAAAAAACUCAAUAAAAUAUCA
Molecule: messenger RNA, 1478 nt
Organism: Manduca sexta (tobacco hornworm)
Lineage: Eukaryota; Metazoa; Arthropoda; Insecta; Lepidoptera; Sphingidae
Exons: 2
Coding region: 659-1423 (254 amino acids)
Biological process (GO): regulation of transcription by RNA polymerase II
Cellular component (GO): transcription regulator complex; nucleus
Molecular function (GO): DNA binding
Source: RefSeq, a predicted model, not a curated record